Aspergillus oryzae RIB40 is the source of this 3165-nucleotide messenger RNA. Its product is annotated as putative NRPS-like enzyme. Bases 1 to 3165 code for a protein of 1054 amino acids. The record is from RefSeq and is a predicted model, not a curated record. Lineage: Eukaryota; Fungi; Ascomycota; Eurotiomycetes; Eurotiales; Aspergillaceae. The transcript has 4 exons.
AUGGAACAACCACAAACUCCUGUCAACGCCGGACAGCGCCUUCUCACGAACGUCGUUGAUGAAAUUGCCCAGUCCAAUCCCCAGAAGAGGCUCGGUGUUAUUCCCAGUGCUCUCGAGGCAUCAGAAGGUUUCCGGGACGUGUCGUUUGGCGAUCUUGCCCAUGCAGUCAAUGCGCUCUCAUGGUGGAUUGAGAAGCAGAUCGGAAAGGCCGAGAACAAUGAGACUGUGGCAUAUAUGGGUAGAAAUGACAUUCUCUACCUGAUCUUCAUACUUGCAUGCAACAAGACUGGCUAUAAGGUAAAAUUAUUAAAAAUCCCUUUACUCCCUUCGAGCCGACUUUCCAUCGAAGCUUAUCAACAUAUCCUGGGUGUGACCGAGUGUCAUAGGUUCUUCUACAGCCAUGACAAAGAACGACAGGUAUCAGAGAUGAAGAACUUUCUCAAAGACAUAGAUUUUUACGAAGUACCAGCGACAGCCGAUAUCCUCAACUGCAGCCACGUACCAGAGCCAUACCCUUUUACCAAGACUUUCGCCGAGGCCGAGGAUGAUGUUGCUUUUAUUAUUCACAGUUCCGGAACAACAGGCGUGACCACAGGAAUGCCAAAACCCGUUCCCCUAACGCACGGUUUCGUCGCAACUCUAGACUCUGUUGGCUAUCUGCCUAUCCCAGCCGGCCGUCGUGUGGCUGCGCCAAACGAUCCGAGCUCUAGCAACCUUGUCCUCGUUACUACUCCCUUCUUUCACCUCAUGGGUCUAUACGGCCUCACGUGUGCUAUCUUCCACAAUACCCCCUUCGUCAACCUCCCCGACAGGCCAGUCUCGGUUGACCUUGUCCUGGACACAAUACGCGCAACAAAUCCAACUAUUACUUUGCUUGCCCCAGCCAUCCUGGAAGAUAUAAGUCAAACUCAGGCCGGACUGGAUUGUCUCGGAACACUAAACGCAGUCAUUUAUGCGGGUGCUCCCCUGGCAGCGGAUAUCGGCAACCGAAUCGUCCCCUACACUAAAGUCGUUACUCUCCUAGGCUCAAGUGAAAUGGGCAUCAUCAGCUCUCUGGUCCCAGAGGGAGACGGAAACUGGGGCUAUUUCGAGUGGAACCCUGCAUAUGGAGUGGAGAUGCAGCACAGAGGCGAGGGACUGUAUGAGUUUGUUAUUCCUCGUCGGGAGAACUCUCGAGCUAUCCAUGGUAUCUUCCAUACCUUCCCUGACAAGACGGAAUAUGGAUCGAAUGACUUGUUCGUCCAACACCCGUCAAACCCUACCUUGUGGAAGUACCAUGGUCGCUUUGAUGACGUGAUUGUGCUCAGCAAUGGUGAGAAGCUCAAUCCGGUGACUCUGGAAAAGAUGGUCGAGUGCCACCCGAAGAUCGGUCGGGCAGUUUUGAUCGGGCAGGGUCGGUUUCAGACUUCGUUGCUGGUUGAACCACACUGGGAUGAACAGGAGAAGGCUAUUGACGAGGCUGCAUUCAUCGAUGAGAUCUGGCCUGUGGUUGAACGGGCAAACGAGACCGUGCCGAACUAUGGACGCAUUACCAAAACCAUGAUUAAGCUCUCUUCCCCUGAAAAGCCCUUCAAAACGACACCCAAGGGUACGACGCAGCGUCGGGCAGUUAACAGAGAUUAUAAGGAGGAGAUCGACGCAAUUUACGCUUCUGCUGAUCAACAGUUGAAUGGCUCACUUCCUGACAUAAUCACCCUGAACAACAUCACGCAAUACGUUAACGAAACCAUCUGCUCUCUGCUCGAGCGGGAGGCAAUUGACAACGAUGAAGACUUGUAUUCUGCAGGCCUUGAUUCUUUACAAACUAUCCAACUGGCGACGAUACUCUGUAAUGGCGUCUUUUGCCAAGUGCCCGCUGGCGAUCGUCCACGGAUCACAGCUCAGCAUAUCUAUGCCCAUUCUACAGUGAACCAGUUGGCAGAAUUCCUCCUAAAGGUAAUUGCUGGCGACUCUGUCGCAAGCAUUCCUCGUCACGACAGAAUUCAGAACAUGGUAGCCAAAUACACAGAGGACAUCCCAGCACGCCCUUACUCCCAGGCUCAACUCCCUCCUACCUCCACAGUUAUAUUAACCGGAUCGACCGGGUCACUGGGCGCUUAUCUGCUGCAUAUCCUUUUGACGAACAAAAAUGUCUCCAAAGUCUACUGCUUCAACCGCUCCGACGCCCAGUCACGCCAAAUCCAAAGCUUCAAGGAAAAGGGCCUCGACGCUGCCCCCCUUUCCGACCCUUCAAGAGUCGAAUUCCUCAAGGUAUCCUUUGGAGAGCUACAUUUCGGGAUCGACGACACAAAAUACGCCUCCCUCCUAAGCACAGUAGAUCUAAUCAUCCACAACGCCUGGAAAGUCAACUUCAACCACCCCCUCGAAUCCUUCGAAGACCCUCACAUCAAGGGUGUCCGAGAGUUUAUCUCCUUUAGCCUCGAAAGCAAAUACAAGGCACACCUCUCCUUCGUCUCAUCAGUCGCUACAGUUGGCGCCUGGACUUCAGAGAUGGGAGCUGUUGUCCCCGAACUCCCACUUGAGGAUGACACAGCGGUACUAAAGCAGGGAUACGGGGAAUCAAAGCAUGUCUCGGAACGCAUGUGCGUGAUUGCAUCUAAGAAGGCUCAGGUGCCUACUACUAUCUUCAGAGUUGGGCAGAUUGCUGGCCCAACCACUAAGAGUGGACUUUGGAACCCUGAUGAAUGGCUCCCGACUAUUGUCGCCACGUCGAAGGCUCUCGGAAAGGUUCCGAGUGAUCUCGGUUCGAUGCCUAUUGAUUGGGUUCCUGUUGAUAAACUGGCCCAGAUAACAGUUGAAGCUCUCCAGACCCGCCGGAGAUCCCUCACCGAGACGCCGAAUGCUUUCUUCCACCUUAUGAACCCUAACCAUGCGGCGUGGUCGUCGCUCAUCCCCGCCAUCGAAUCUAAAUAUAACACACAAACGGUCCCCUUUGGCGAAUGGAUCAGUGAUCUGGAAUCUAUCAAGAACCCAUCGGACCAGGAUGUUCGGGAGAAGCCAGCUUUGAAGCUCCUCGAUUUCUAUCGCGGCCUGUCAAGCGCCGGGGGCAUGCUAUCGGCUGAUAUCAGUGUGGAGAGGACGAAGGAGGCAAGCGAGACUAUGAGGGGCUUGGGGCCUAUUUCGGCUGAGUUGAUGGAGAACUGGAUGGAGCAGUGGGGAUUUUAA